GAAAAAAAUCCUUGUGUCUUUCAAGACAUCAGUAACAAACUUGCACAGAUAUCUGAACAAAGUGUUGAAUUUAUUGGGGAUCUACUUGAAGUUAAUGCUGGAAAAGAGCUGUGUCUAUUUGUGGAAUUUCAAAUUCUGAGUUUUUAAUUGUGCAAAUAUCCACAUCUUGGCACCAUGGCAACAGGCAAAAAUAUUACAACUCAUCAGAAUGUCAGUGGUGCUGGAAAACUGUUUGCACCCAAUAUUCAAAGUGAUCAUAUCUCUGGACCUGUGUCAGUUUCCAUGGACAACAAGACAAUUGUUAACUACUAUGGAGGUGCCCCAGAUAAACCACUUACGGAGGCUGAUUUGCAAAAUCUCAAAGAGAUCCACAAAAAUAAAUCAAGAGAUUGGUUUCAGUACAUGGUAGAAUACGGGAAGAGGGGUGGAAGCUCAGUCCCACUGUGCCAGCGAUUUGUCAAAGUAGGCAUCGUUGAGGUGGAUAUGAACGAAUCCGAUCGGCCCGAUGAGGCUUCACAGAACUUUAUUGAACUUGAUCGCCUGUUUGAGCCAUUAGCUGACCAGCCCAAAGCCCCCAUGACUGUAGUUACAAGGGGUAUAGCUGGGAUUGGAAAAUCAGUUCUUGUACAAAAACUCAUCUGCGACUGGGCCACAGGCGCUGCAUUGUGCAAUUACGAUUUCAUCUUCAGGUUUUCCUUCCGCGAGCUUAGUUUAUUGUCCACAAUGAAAAAGGAAAUCAGUCUACCUGACCUUGUCAAACAGUAUUACCCACAUAUAGAAAACUGUGACAGUAUUUUGACAAAUGAAUCAAUCCAGUCCAUGUUUAUCAUUGAUGGCCUAUCAGAUGGUGAACUGGAAUUAGACUUUACCAAAUGCAUGGUAUGUCGAGAUGUGAACAUGGCUGUCACACCUGCUACUUUACUCAUCAAUCUCAUCAAAGGGCAACUUGUUCCUUCAGCUACUAUUUGGAUAACAACCCGGGCUGGAACUCAAAAUGCCAUACCCGAUAGCCUCAUAACCAGGAUGACUGAAAUCAAAGGCUUCCAAGACCAGGAAAAGGAAGCCUAUUUCCGUAUGCGAUGCAAAGAUGAUCAACUGGCAGAGAGAAUUAUCCAGGUUGUGAAGAAACAGCGGAGCCUCUUCUUCAUGUGCCUGGUCCCUGCUUUUUGUUGUACUCUGUUUGCUGUUUUGGAAGCUGUGUUGAAAUCCGCAGGAGUGGAUGAAGUACCCCAAACACUUACAGAAGUCUAUUCUCAGUUCCUCGUUUAUCUGAUUAUAUACCAGCAGGAAAAAACCGAACAAGCAAAAGGCAGUGAACGGACUAAAAUUCUGCAGUCAAAGCAAAACUCAGUCUUUGCAUUAGGGAAGCUGGCUUUUGAAAAGAGCUCCAAAGAUGUUACCCAGACAGUCUUAUUUAGUCAAAAGGAUUUGGAAGAUAACGGAAUUGACGUCUCAUUUGUUUGUGGCGGCCUUUGUAAAGAGAUUGCUGGGGAAAAUGAACAAACCAGCUAUUCUUUUGUCCAUUUGGUAGUCCAGGAGUACUUUGCAGCCUUGUAUGUCUUCCUUUCUUUUCACAACCAUAAAAAGAACGCUUUUGGAAAAAAACUUAAGUUGUAUGAAAAGCCCAGUUACUCCCUGAUAUGCAAAGAGGCCUGCGAGAGUGCAGUUAAGAAAGGAUGUCAGGAAUUUUUUCUCAGGUUCCUUUGCGGACUAGGAAUGCAAAAAAGUCAGGAGUUUUUAAAAGGGCUCGUGGCAGUUGACACAGCUAAAGACGACUCACCGAAAAUUGCUAAAUUCUUGAAAAAGACUUUGCAGAGAAACAUUCCUCCUGAGCAAACCAUCAAUAUAUUGUACUGCCUAAGUGAAUUAAAUGAUGUAUCUGCCCUGGAUGACAUAAAGGCUGCUUUCAAGACUGGAACCUUUAAAUCUGAGUCUCUCUCACCAGCUCUGUGUGCUGCACUAGCUUUUGCUUUGCAGAUGUCAGAAGAGAACUACCAAGAAUUGGAUCUCUCAGUGUAUAAACUGCCGUCUAUUGGCAUACAGAGACUGCUUCUCAUUGCAAAUUAUUUUAGUGGGAUAAACUUAUCUGGAGCCAAUAUCAAGGAUAAUGGGAUGAAAAUACUCUCAGGUGUGAUGAAAAGGCAGGAUUGCAAACUUCAAAGUCUGAAAUUAGAUGGAAACAGUCUUACUCAUAAAAGUUGUGAGCAACUUGUUGAAGUCUUACCUGCUAACCACAGCAUAACAUUUUUGGACUUGAGUGAUAAUAAUUUACAGGACAAGGGUGUUAGCUUGUUAUGUGAUGCUCUAACAAAAGAGAAUUGUACACUGCAAAUCCUGAGGGUCUGUAAUAAUAAAUUAACUGCCAGUUGCUCUGAACAUCUCGCCUCUAUGAUUACUACGAACAAGACCCUGGUUGAGCUGGAUGUAAGUUGCAACAGAAUAGGUGAGGAGGGACUGAAACGACUAUGUGAGGCACUGAAGAAUGAAGAGUGUAAAUUGGAAAAGCUUGGGUUGAAUUCUAUAUUUGCGUUUGAGUUUGGAAUCAUGGGUACUUAUGAGGAUGCUCCUGGAGCUGAAAAUCUGUAUGACCUGCUGCAAGACAAAAAUUGCACAUUGCAAAGUUUGGGGUUGGCAAAGAAUUCAUACACAGUAAAAAGUUGCAAGCAGCUCAUCUCCGCCCUGAAAGAAAACGGGAGCCUGAGAGAACUGGACCUCAGCAACAACAGCUUGCAGAAUGAAGGAAUGGCUGCAUUGUGUGAGAUUCUGAGUGGACCAAGCUGCAAACUUCAUUCACUGAAGGUGGCGUGUACCAAAUUAACAAGUGAUUGUUGUGCGGAACUUUCAACUGUGUUCAAAACCAACCAGACAUUGAUGGAGUUGGACCUGAGCAUGAAUGAACUGGGAGAUAUUGGACUGAAUAAUUUUUUUGUUAAUGCUGCAGGCUGUAAAUUGCAGAAGCUGGGGCUAUCAAAAGUUGGACUCACAGAUGCCUUCACCAAAGGCAACAAAUCUACAUUUUCAACACUUCAGACACUGCGAAACCUUGAUUUAAGUUACAAUAAGUUUACAGACAAAUCUAUUCAAUGGUUUCAAGACCUCAUUUCAGAUUGUAAAACUCUUACGCCAAUAAGGGUGGAGAAGAAUCGUUUGUCUGCAGAUAGUUACAAAAAGCUACAGGAACUGGAGAAGAAAAGAAAUGAUCUCCAUGUAAGAGUGUCCAAGGUGGAAAAAAACUAAAUAACAUCAUCGAAUUGCCCUGUGCAAUGUUUUGAAUAUCUAAAAUUCUAUAGGAAUUAAUAGAAAAAUGCCAGAAAGCAUACUGUAAACCUAAAAAUUAUGUAAUCAUAGCAGUUGGGUGAUGGUGUGAAAUCAUUUUAUUUUCAUGAUAGUUUUGCUCAGCAAGUUUAAGUACUUGUAUCUAUCGCAGCAGAGACAUGAACUAUAGAGGCCGGGGUACAUUAAUUUCUGUUUUGCCCUGCUUGACCUCAGCGGGGUGUGUGUGUGUGAGAGAGACAGUUUUAGAAAGAUUGUACCCUGCAAACGAGAUUAACUACUAUGUGAGUAGAAAGGUGUGAAAGAGUAUUGUGUAUCAAAUUUCAAUUGUAGCAUUAAAUGGCAUCUCUAACUGGACAUACGUUGUGUCUUUCAAUAUGUGCUGAUUAAGCUUUUACUAUUUCAGAAAUGCUUAAUUUGUAAUGAAGUUGACUAAUAACAGCUGUGAAUUCUACAUUUAUUUAAAGUGGAUGAAAAUUAUGUAGAGUACCUAUUGCCAUUUUUACUAAAUGUUCAGGAUUUCUUUCGCUCUUACAAAUCCAAAAAGAUCAGAGCUGUGUCUGUAUGUAUAAGUAUGUAUUUCGUUAAAAACCUAAUGAUAAUAUUUUCAAUAAUCUUACUGUUAAUGAGGUGAAAAUUAUGGUAUCCUGCUAAUAGCUAAAUAGUUUUACAACAAAUGUAUAUAAUCCUACUGUUGAAUACCCUGAAUGCACUAUUAUUCAAAAGGCUUUCCAAAGCAAAAUUCAUGUACUGUAAUCUCUUGUUUGGAGACUUAAAGAAAAAGUCACUCAUUGUGAACUUACCAUAAAGAUAAUAAAU
Mobula hypostoma (lesser devil ray) is the source of this 4092-nucleotide messenger RNA. Its product is annotated as NACHT, LRR and PYD domains-containing protein 12-like. Gene Ontology annotation, molecular function: protein binding. Gene Ontology annotation, biological process: intracellular signal transduction. Bases 175 to 3237 code for a protein of 1020 amino acids. The transcript is spliced from 13 exons. Lineage: Eukaryota; Metazoa; Chordata; Chondrichthyes; Myliobatiformes; Myliobatidae. The record is from RefSeq and is a predicted model, not a curated record.